Molecule: messenger RNA, 1338 nt
Organism: Solanum verrucosum
Lineage: Eukaryota; Viridiplantae; Streptophyta; Magnoliopsida; Solanales; Solanaceae
Exons: 2
Coding region: 1-1338 (445 amino acids)
Source: RefSeq, a predicted model, not a curated record
AUGGGUAUAAACACAGCUAGGAUUGAUACAGGUCAACAGACUGAUCCUGAUGAUUAUGGGGCACUUAACUCUGAGGAUGACCUGGAUCUUGAUAAUCAAUAUCUCAACAACCUAUUACAAACAAACAAUACUCAUAUUGACUUGGUAAGAAGUCAAUUACAGAUGGAUCAUGCAGUCAGUAACCCUAAUGGGAAAAUUUGGGUUUUUUGGUCUAAUAAAGUAACUGGUCAUAUUCUGGAAAAGCAUGCUCAGCACAUCACUAUUACUUUUAAGCACACAGAUAUUUCUGAGAAAUUUAUGAUGUCUUUUAGCUAUGCUAAAUGUAAGGAUUAUAUGAGGAGAUCUUUGUGGGACAGGUUAAUCUUUUAUGCUAAUAUGGAUUUACCUUGGUGUACAAUUGGUGAUUUCAAUGUUAUCACUUUUAUAGAGGAGAAGCUUGGGGGAAUACAUUAUAAUAUGAAUAAGAGUUUUGACUUUAUUGGAGUGAUAGAGGCAUGUGGAUUGACUAACUUAGGAUACACAGGGCUUCCAUUUACUUGGUGCAAUCAAAGAGAUGCAGAAGCUAGAGUUUGGAAAAGAUUAGAUAGGUCUAUGGUUAAUGAUAAAUGGCUAGAGGUUAUGCCUCAAACUACUAUAGAGAAUCUAUCUUCUGUUGGUUCAGAUCACAGUCCCCUGCUAAUGGAAAUGACUAAGGUUAAUGAGAGCCACAUCAAAUAUUUCAAAUUCUUACAUUUUUGGGUCGACAAUGAAACUUUUUUGAAAACAGUACAACAGUGCUGGGAAAAGGGAGUUACUGGCAACCCAAUGUGGAAAUUACAUCAGAAAUUGAAGAAAGUAACAGCUACCCUUAGUAACUUGUCUAAACAUGAGUAUGGAGAUAUCUUUCGUAAGGUCAAGGAGUUUGAAGAAACUAUCAGGAAUUCUGAUGCAGAACUUAUGACAAACAACAAUGCAGCUGUUAGACAGAAUCUACAUCAGCUGAAUGCAACUUACAUUAGGUACUUGAAAAUGCAAGAGUCUGUUCUUAAACAAAAGACACAACUUCAAUGGUUUAAAGAUGGUGAUGCUAAUACCAAGUACUUUCAUGCUUUGAUGAGAAGUAGAAGAAGGAGGUUAUAUUUACAUAAAAUUUGUAAUGCAAAUGAGGUGUGGAUACAGGGGGAGGAACACAUUGCUCAGGCAGCCUGUGACUAUUAUCAACAAAUGUUUACUAGUCCUAUUGAUAGAAUAGAUGAAAGAAUUCUUCAACUCAUACCUACAACAGUCACUCUUGAACAAAAUGAGAUGUUGCAAGCAAUGCCUAGUAUAGAGGAACUCAGACAGUUGUGUCUGCUAUGA